This is a messenger RNA of Leptonychotes weddellii (Weddell seal), 4623 nucleotides long. NCBI's taxonomy places the organism in Eukaryota, Metazoa, Chordata, Mammalia, Carnivora, Phocidae. The record is from RefSeq and is a predicted model, not a curated record.
CCAGGAGCUUCCUCCCAGGACACCACCUCUUCCCCUAAUCUCCAGGUCCCCAUCCCUUCUGCCCCAGGGCCUCCCUCUUCCUUCCUGGGGGUCUGGCCUCCCAGGGAAACCCCCUCCUCAGCUUCGGAGGCCUCUCCCCACUCACAAGGCUAGGCCCCAGAUCCUCCUUCCAGAAGACUCCCGGACUCGAAGCCUGGGGUCUUGCCCUGGCUGUAAGCCUUCUUCUCUUGGGGUCUGUCUGCUGGAAACCUCCUCCCCAAGUUUCUAGGCCCUUUUGACAUCCACAAGGCUCAGGCUUUCUUCUGGGUUGCUCCUUGCCCAGCAAGCCCCUUCUCCAGGACUUGCAUGCUCCUGGACCUUUCUCUGCUUCCAAAGACUAGAAACUCCUAGAAACCCCCUCCUUUAACUUCUAGGAGUUUCCUUGGCUCUUCUGAGUUCCACUGCCCCAUGGCUUUAAUCCUUCCCAUUAUUCCCAGGCCCCCUGUCCCUAUACCACAGCCCAGAACAGUCCUGGGAGACCCCCCCUUCCCAUCUCCCAGGUUUCUGAUUACUCUCAGCCCUUCCAAAGGGCCUCCCACCACCCCCAGCUGGGGUCUUUGUCCCUUUUCCCCUAGGCCUCUGCUAGGUCCCUGCACCCCCACCCAGCCACCCUCACUCCAGAUCCCCCACCAGAGAGACUGAUCUCCGUCCCUUCAUCCUGCAAGACCCUCCCUCAUAGAGAGCACCCCCCCCCCCGCUGCUGCCGCCGCUGCAGCCCACCUACGAUAGGCCAGACUCUUGAUUUGAUUUGGAGUCUCUGGUGAGAUCCCCAUCCCUCCCCCAAGUCCCUCAGGAAGUGCCAGGGAGCCCACGGGCCCGGGUUCAAAUGCUGGCUCUCUCUGCCAGCCGAUUGGCGCUGUGCCCUCAGACUACUCGUUCUUCCUUUCUGUGCCUCAGUUUCCUGCUCUGGAAAGUGGGGAUGAUCACUUGAGUCCCUCAGAGGAUGACUCGAGAUGACACGGGGGAAGCCUGGUACAUAGGACGCACUCCGCACUUGUCCGCUGCUAUCAUGAAUAGUCACAAUAUGAGUCAGAUGGGCCAUGCGUUCUCCACCUGGGGGCUGUCAUCGGGUGGUUGCAGGAGCUCACGGAUCCUCUCCCUGCUCCGAGCCUCAGUUUAUCUCGAAAUAGGGUUGAUGAUAGCACCUCCCUGUUAGGGAUGUUUUAGGGAGCCAAGGAGAGGAUGUGAGUAAGAUGCACUUCAAAUCUAGUUUCUGUCCCUCCCUAGCUGUGUGACCUCAGGCAAGUGACGUCACCGCCGUGAGCCUCGGUGUCCUCAUCUGUAAAAUGGGGCUCAUCCGAGCACUUCCUCCUCUUUCGUGGUCCAGACUUGUGCCUGGUGGGCAUUUGAGGAGGGCCAGUCCCCUUCUCUCCUCUUGUCUCCUGUCCUCCCAACUAGUGUCAUGGCACCUUGGGCAGUGGCCGCUCCUCGGACAAGGGACCGUCCUGGUCCAGCCGCUCCCUGGGUGCCCGCUGCCGAAACUCCAUCGCCUCCUGUCCCGAGGAGCAGCCCCACGUGGGCAACUACCGCCUGCUGAGAACCAUUGGGAAAGGCAACUUUGCCAAAGUCAAGCUGGCCCGGCACAUCCUCACUGGCCGGGAGGUCGCCAUCAAGAUCAUUGACAAAACCCAGCUGAACCCCAGCAGCCUGCAGAAACUGUUCCGGGAAGUCCGCAUCAUGAAGGGCCUAAACCAUCCCAACAUCGUGAAGCUCUUCGAGGUGAUCGAGACGGAGAAGACGCUGUACCUGGUGAUGGAAUACGCAAGUGCCGGAGAAGUGUUUGACUACCUCGUGUCCCACGGCCGCAUGAAGGAGAAGGAAGCUCGAGCCAAGUUCCGACAGAUUGUGUCAGCAGUGCACUAUUGUCACCAGAAAAACAUUGUACACAGGGACCUGAAGGCUGAGAACCUCUUGCUGGAUGCCGAGGCCAACAUCAAGAUCGCUGACUUUGGCUUCAGCAACGAGUUUACGCUGGGCUCAAAGUUGGACACGUUCUGUGGGAGCCCCCCGUACGCCGCGCCGGAGCUGUUCCAGGGCAAGAAGUACGACGGGCCAGAGGUGGACAUCUGGAGCCUCGGCGUCAUCCUGUACACCCUCGUCAGUGGCUCCCUGCCCUUCGAUGGGCACAACCUCAAGGAGCUGCGGGAGCGAGUCCUCAGAGGGAAGUACCGGGUCCCUUUCUACAUGUCAACAGACUGUGAGAGCAUCCUGCGGAGAUUUUUGGUGCUGAACCCAGCUAAACGCUGUACUCUCGAGCAAAUCAUGAAAGACAAAUGGAUCAACAUCGGCUAUGAGGGUGAGGAGUUGAAGCCAUACACAGAGCCCGAGGAGGACUUCGGGGACACCAAGCGAAUCGAGGUGAUGGUGGGUAUGGGCUACACGCGGGAAGAAAUCAAAGAGGCCUUGACCAGCCAGAAGUACAACGAAGUGACCGCCACCUACCUCCUGCUGGGCAGGAAGACUGAGGAGGGUGGGGACCGGGGCACCCCGGGGCUGGCCCUGGCACGGGUGCGGGCGCCCAGCGACACCACCAAUGGAACGAGCUCCAGCAAAGGCACCAGCCACAGCAAAGGACAACGGAGUGCCUCCUCCACCUACCACCGGCAGCGCAGGCAUAGCGACUUCUGUGGCCCAUCCCCCGCACCCCUGCACCCCAAGCGCAGCCCAACCAGCACCGGGGAGGCGGAGCUGAAGGAGGAGCGCCUGCCAGGCCGGAAGGCGGGCUGCAGUGCUGUCGGAAGCGGGAGCCGGGGACUGCCCCCCUCCAGCCCCAUGGUCAGCAGCGCCCACAACCCCAACAAGGCAGAGAUCCCAGAGCGGCGGAAGGACAGCACGAGCACCCCUAACAACCUCCCUCCCAGCAUGAUGACCCGCAGAAACACCUACGUUUGCACAGAACGCCCUGGGGCUGAGCGCCCCUCCCUGUUGCCAAAUGGCAAAGAGAACAGCUCGGGUACCCCACGGGUGCCCCCCGCCUCUCCCUCUAGUCACAGCCUGGCUCCCCCAUCGGGGGAGCGGAGCCGUCUGGCACGCGGUUCCACCAUCCGCAGCACCUUCCACGGUGGCCAGGUCCGGGACCGGAGGGCAGGGGGCGGGGGAGGCGGGGGUGUGCAGAAUGGACCCCCCGCCUCUCCCACGCUGGCCCACGAGGCCACACCCCUGCCCACUGGGCGGCCCCGCCCCACCACCAACCUCUUCACCAAGCUGACCUCCAAACUGACCCGAAGGGUCACAGACGAACCUGAGAGAAUCGGGGGACCUGAGGUCACAAGUUGCCAUCUACCUUGGGAUCAAACGGAAACCGCCCCCCGGCUACUCCGAUUCCCCUGGAGUGUGAAGCUGACCAGCUCGCGCCCGCCCGAGGCCCUGAUGGCAGCUCUCCGCCAGGCCACCGCGGCCGCCCGUUGCCGCUGCCGCCAGCCACAGCCGUUCCUGCUGGCCUGCCUGCACGGGGGUGCGGGCGGGCCCGAGCCCCUGUCCCACUUCGAAGUGGAGGUCUGCCAGCUGCCUCGGCCGGGCCUGCGGGGAGUUCUCUUCCGCCGCGUGGCGGGCACCGCCCUGGCCUUCCGCACCCUCGUCACCCGCAUCUCCAACGACCUCGAGCUCUGAGCCGCCACGGCCCGGGUCCCCUCCUCUUCCUCUCCCUCGUCCCCUUCACCUCCGCAGCAGGGAGAGGGGUCAGGGAGGGGCGUCUCCCUCUGUCAUCACCUCGGUUCCCGCGAGUCCGACGUGGGGACAGAGACUGUCCCCCGCGCUGUUCUCCGGGGCCAUUGGGCAUGAGAGAAGAGUGGGGGGGGCCGAGCAGGGGGAGCUGGCCCCUUCCUGGAGCCUCCAGCCGGUCCAAGGCACCCAAGGAGACUCAGGGGGCACGGCAAGGGCAGAAAGGGAAACUGAGGAAACUCUUCCGUCCCCGCCCCACCCCCACCCCCACCCCCAAGAGCUCAAGAAUUAGGCCUUGGGCAGGGGCAGGAAGGGUUGCUGAGCCUAAAGACUGGAGAGUGGCAGGGGGGGCUGGGAGUGGGAGUCAGAGAGGCAGAUUCCUUCCCCUCCCCUCAUGCUCGAACCCCACCCCCUUCCUGCCCCAGGCCGGCGCGGGGCACUUUGUACAAAUCCUUGUAAAUACCCCCACACCCUCCCCUCUGCAGAGAUCUCUCAAGGAGCUGCAACUGUCACCUCCGGUUUUUAAGUUAUUACACCCGCCCCCUCCUGUCAGCCCCCUCACCUGCAGCCUGUCGCCCAAUAAACUUAGGAGAGUCCCCCUCCCCCACGCUGACCCCGGGCUUUUCCUUCCCUGCCCUCACCUGGGAGCGAGACGAGGAGGAGGUGGUGUGUGACUUUGGGCCAGUGGUUCCUCCUUCCUGAGCCUCGGUUUUCUCAGCUGCAGAAUGGGUGUAGUGGGGGUGUGAGGGUCAAGGAUGAUGGUGGAGGAGGGCAGGACAGAACUUGGCCUCAUCCACGAGGCCCCCGGUUCCUAUAUCGGUCCCCCAUUCAUCCACUCACGUGCCCACCCACAUGUUAUACGGGACUCUAAGCCACUUCUUACUCCAGUAGUACAUUUAUUCAAUAAACAGUCAUUGACCUGUG